This is a messenger RNA of Triticum dicoccoides, 1454 nucleotides long. Its product is annotated as probable protein phosphatase 2C 10. The record is from RefSeq and is a predicted model, not a curated record. NCBI's taxonomy places the organism in Eukaryota, Viridiplantae, Streptophyta, Magnoliopsida, Poales, Poaceae. Gene Ontology annotation, biological process: protein dephosphorylation. The coding region runs from base 67 to 1113 and encodes 348 amino acids. The transcript has 8 exons. Gene Ontology annotation, molecular function: protein serine/threonine phosphatase activity; cation binding.
CACCCCCACCCUACCCCCUCUCUCCGCCCCCAAUCCCGAUCUCCCUCCCCCCCUCUCGCCCCUCUCAUGCAUGAGAGGUCGCCGGGGCCAUCGCUAGCCGCCACGCGCCUCCCCUCCCCCGCCUCCCUGCUCCUGCUCCUGCUCCUCUCGCUGUCCCUGCUCGCCGGGCGGUCGCACGGCUGGUGGUGCCGCGAGGACGACGAGGGGUGCUCCCUGAUGGGGUUCAGGGGCGACGACUUGCCGGUCACCGGUGGCGGUAUCAGUGAAAAAGGCAGGUUCAGUUAUGGGUUUGCAAGCUGUGCUGGGAAAAGGGCAUCUAUGGAGGAUUUCUACGAGACAAGAGUGGAUGAUGUUGAUGGAGAGACUGUUGGGUUGUUUGGCGUAUUUGAUGGUCACGGCGGAGCUCGAGCAGCUGAAUAUGUGAAGAAGCACCUUUUCAGCAAUUUAAUCAAGCAUCCGAAAUUCAUGACAGAUACAAAGGCUGCUAUUGCUGAAACAUUCAAUCAUACCGAUUCAGAGUUCCUGAAAGCUGAUAGUAGCCACACCAGAGAUGCUGGCUCAACUGCCUCAACAGCUAUUCUUGUCGGUGGUCGCUUGGUGGUUGCAAAUGUUGGUGAUUCUAGAGCUGUUGUUUCUAAAGGAGGGAAGGCUAUUGCGGUUUCCAGGGAUCACAAACCUGACCAGACAGACGAGAGACAGAGAAUUGAGGAAGCUGGAGGCUUUGUGAUGUGGGCUGGGACAUGGCGUGUUGGUGGUGUUCUUGCUGUUUCUCGAGCAUUUGGUGACAAACUUUUAAAGCAGUAUGUUGUCGCUGAUCCAGAGAUCAAGGAGGAGGUAGUUGACAGCUCACUUGAAUUCCUUAUCCUUGCUAGUGAUGGGCUAUGGGAUGUUGUAACUAACGAUGAAGCUGUUGCCAUGGUCAAGCCAAUAGAAGAUCCUGAGCAAGCGGCGAAGGGACUACUUCAAGAAGCUUCUCAAAGGGGCAGUGCUGACAACAUCACUGUCGUCAUUGUUCGCUUCUUGGACGGAACGACGACGUCUGCCGGAGAUGGACCAAGUGAGGAGGUCGCCAAGGACCAAAGUGAGGAGGCCGCCAAGGACCAAUCUUCAUAGUUCUUGUUCCUCCACGGCGUUGUAUCCGCUGUUGUAUCUGAUGCUCGAAGUAGAUGUCAUGUGGCGGCGCCCUCCCGUGCUGCGAAACCAAACUGACUUGGCCUGAGUUUCGUCGUUGUUCCAUGCUCCCGGCUAUCCUAGAUGGUAGGUAAUGUCGGAACACAGGGGGAUGGUGAGGCAGUGUUGUUACCAUAUGAUCCAAGGGGUACUUUUUCUUUCUUCAUGCUGAACCUUGUACUGUGUAGCUUCUAUGCUGGUGUUUCAUGCUAGUGAUUUUUAGCAGUAAAUGCAUGUAACCUGACUAUUUGAAUGAUUUGAACAAAGUUGUGCUCAUGGUGUCA